Acipenser ruthenus (sterlet) is the source of this 2156-nucleotide messenger RNA. Its product is annotated as C-type mannose receptor 2-like. The coding region runs from base 80 to 682 and encodes 200 amino acids. Lineage: Eukaryota; Metazoa; Chordata; Actinopteri; Acipenseriformes; Acipenseridae. The record is from RefSeq and is a predicted model, not a curated record. The transcript has 3 exons.
UCCACAGGACACCACCACUGUUCAGUUUGACUCUUCCCAAACAGAAGAUGGAGAACAACAAUCCCAGCAUCCUUCCACGAUGGCCAGCCCCUCUCCUGCUGCAGCAGCGGAUCCACAGGACACCACCACUGUUCAGUUUGACUCUCAGAACUCUCCAACCACCGAGCCAGCCGCUUCCCAAACACCAGAUGGAGGAGAACAAUCCCAGCAGCCUUCCAUGAUGGGCGGCACCUCUCCUCGAGCCAGCUCCCCUGGGCACUCCAGCUCCUGGCUCCCUGGCACUUCACCCGCAGUAACAGGCACUCCAGUCCCUGAGGAGCUCCACCUGAUCUCUGACAGUAUGGUCUGGCCGGAGGCUUGGCAGUACUGCAGAGAUCACUACACUGACCUAGUGAGCCUCACAAGCCUGGCUGCACAGAACAGAGUGUCGGAGCUCGUCAGGAACAGCACUGCGUCGCGAUUCUGGAUCGGCCUGCACAGAACCAUUGUGUAUGAUAAAUGGUACUGGGUUGCUGGUAAGGAUAAGAGGGCCCCCCUAAACUACACUAACUGGGCCUCUGGGGAGCCCAACAAUCCUUACUAUGAGCACUGCGGGGAGAUGGUGCUGGGGGAGGAUGGGGGGGCUGAGUGGAAUGAUCUGUGCUGCUAUGAAAAGCUCCCCUUUAUCUGUUUCAAAGGUUAAAAACACAAACUAAAAGGUUUUAUAGCACUGCUUCUCAAACAUUCUAUAGUAUAAAGUCACUUAAGUCUAAAAAAAAGCGAUUUCCAAAAACGUUAUAGAAAUAUCUGAGUCUAAAUUUUGUUUUAUAAACGUGGCAUGUGUGAACAAUAAAGCAAAACAAAGCAAUGCAAGUUCUAUAGAUGAUGAUAAUGUGUAGCAAUCUUAAAGGGGCAAUAAUUAAUUAUGAAAGACUUAUUGAGGCUGAUUGUGAGAUGGGGAAGCAUUAUACUGUUGCACAGGCUUCAGUGCACAAUGCUUGUCUUAUGGUCUUCAUUGUACAGUGCAACAUUAAUAUGAUUCCCCUCCUCACUUCCUUACAAUCAGCAUUGAGGAGUCUUUUCAGAAGCUGCUGUUUACUUGUUUUUUUAAUUCAGGAUGCGCAGCUAUUUAAAAUGCCAGGCUGUAGAUAAACUGCUGCAUCCUGGUACCUGUGCUGUAGGUCACUGGGUCUGAUUGAGGCCGGACCAUUGGAGAGAGUUUGAACUGCAAUACAAGGACUGAUCAGCUACCAGGAAGCAGCAGCAACUUGGUUUAAAUUAUUAUUAUUAUUAUUAUUAUUAUUAUUAGUAGUAGUAGUAGUAGUAGUAGUAGUAUUAACGUUUUCUUUUAAAUAUCUACAUAUUACAAAUUGAAGUAUGAAUCACAAGCAAGGGACCAAAAGAUCUUCAACAUAAGGAAAUGUCCAGUGAUCUUAUUGCUGGGGAUAAUAAGAUAUAAGAACAUGGAUUUAAACCUUGGUCAGCAUCAUAUAGGAUGUAUUGUUAGAGGGAAGUAGAGAGGGUGAAAGGGUCUUAUUUAAUAUUUUUCUAAUUUCUGCUUUUUGCCUUUUAAAAAAAAUCUAUAAUAUUUAAGUAGGUUUUAUACAUUUAAAUAAUGCUUACAUAUUUCAGUAGUAUUUAAAACGUUUUAACUUGUUAAAUUAGUUUUUACAUAAUUAAGAAGGUGUGUCUGUAGUUAGGUCCUGGAUAUUGUCAUCAGCACCAGUAUAACAAAAUCAAAAGAAAACUUUUAUUUUCCUUAUUUGCACUUUUGUGUUGCUUCAUUGAGCUACAGCAGAGCGGGCAUUCUUACCCCCCUGCUGCUGCAGGUAGUCGCAGGAGUGUGUCUGUUUAGAGAACAUUAUUAGAGUGACACGAAGAGGGAGGGAGGAAGCUUGUGUGCCAGCCUGCCUGCCUGCAGCUGAAAGUACCUGCCUCUAGGGAAUAUACCCAAACUGGACAGCCAACAGGGCGUGGUUUCUGACGAUGCAGAUUGUAGCUAAUGCUACUCUGUGAAUGAAUGUAGUGAGUAGGCAAACUGUAAUCAUAACUAAACAAAAUAGAAACUACGUUAUGUACCGAGUGAGUCUUCUGUCAAUUUUUAUUUUGUAUUUCUGAAUACAUUGAUAUUCUGUAUGUUUUGCUGAUAUAAAAAUAAAAUAAUGAUUUGAUCUGAA